Messenger RNA from Aplysia californica (California sea hare), 5063 nucleotides. Its product is annotated as bifunctional 3'-phosphoadenosine 5'-phosphosulfate synthase. Gene Ontology annotation, molecular function: sulfate adenylyltransferase (ATP) activity; ATP binding; adenylylsulfate kinase activity. Lineage: Eukaryota; Metazoa; Mollusca; Gastropoda; Aplysiida; Aplysiidae. Gene Ontology annotation, biological process: 3'-phosphoadenosine 5'-phosphosulfate biosynthetic process; sulfate assimilation. The record is from RefSeq and is a predicted model, not a curated record.
AGACACGCCCAUAAAGAACGAUUGGCCCAGUUCAACACACUUGAUCAACCGACAACCGACGAAAAGUAGGUUGGGCAAGGCUCGGUUCUGUGGAAGAUUUUGCUGGGGAAAGAACUCGUGCCGCGUCAUAAAAGAAAUAGUGAAAUUUAUUGCCGCAUCCCUUCCGAUUUUUUCUUAUCGCGUCGAAAAGAAUUCAGCCUUCAUUCAUUCAAGCUCCACCGAGAUGUGUGACCAAGAUAAGAGUGAUAAGAUCAUGAACAACCAGCCCACCAAAAGUUCCCACUCUGGACGGAGACAAUGUGCGUACCGGCCUGAACAAGAACCUGAGUUUCUCUCCCGAGGACAGAGAGGAGAACAUCCGACGUAUUGCUGAGGUCUCCAAGCUCUUCGCUGACGGUGGCAUCGUCUGUAUCACUUCCUUCAUCAGCCCCUACAAAAACGAUCGUACCAAGGCUCGUGAGUUGCACGAAAAGACUGGCCUCAAGUUCUUUGAGUGCUACGUGAACACGCCCAUCGAAAUCUGUGAGCAGAGGGAUGUGAAGGGUCUCUACAAGAAGGCCAGGGCUGGCAUCAUCAAAGGAUUCACUGGUGUGGACUCCGCCUAUGAAGCACCCGAUGCGCCAGACGCCAACCUGAAGGCCGGCCAGAUCUCAGUGGACGAAUGUGUUCAGGAAAUUGUCUCCCUUCUGGCUGAAAAUGAAAUCGUUCCUCGUGCGGCCCUGCACCAGGUGCGAGAUCUGUUUGUGCCCGAGAACAAACGUGAAGCUGCCCAGGCUGAGGCAGCGACACUGCCGGCUGUUGACAUCACCAAGCUGGACUUGCAGUGGACGCAGGUGCUGGCUGAGGGCUGGGCCACGCCCAUGUCUGGCUUCAUGAGGGAGGCAGAGUAUCUACAGAGUCAGCACUUUGGCUGCUUACUGGACGCGGGUGUGGUGAAUCAGUCCAUCCCUCUAGUUUUGCCUGUCCAGACGGCGGACAAGGAAAGAUUGGAUAAAUGUGAGGCCAUCACUCUACGCUACGAAGGCAAGAACAUCGCCAUUCUACGCAACCCAGAGUUUUACCCUCACAACAAAGAAGAGCGUUGCAGUCGCCAGUUUGGCACCGCUAACCCUGGGCACCCGUAUGUAAAGAUGAUACUGAACAGUGGGGACUGGUUAUGUGGAGGUGAGCUAGAGGUUCUGGAUCGAAUAUAUUGGAACGAUGGGCUGGAUGAAUAUAGACUGACACCACAAGAACUACGUAACAGAUUCAGACAGCUCGGAGCUGAUGCAGUGUUCGCCUUCCAGUUGAGAAACCCGGUUCACAAUGGCCACGCCCUCCUCAUGUCAGACACAAAGAAGAAACUCCUGGAGAGAGGCUACAGAAAGCCAGUGCUUCUACUUCAUCCACUCGGUGGCUGGACCAAAGACGAUGACGUUCCUCUGCCAGUGAGAAUGAGGCAGCACAAGGCCAUCCUGGACGACAAGGUCCUAGACCCAGAGUCCACAGUCAUUGCCAUCUUCCCUUCACCCAUGAUGUAUGCUGGACCAACAGAGGUUCAAUGGCACGCAAAAGCUCGUAUGUCAACAGGCGCUAACUUCUACAUUGUGGGUCGUGACCCGGCUGGAAUGCCUCACCCAGACAACGGCAAAGAUCUUUAUGACGCAACACACGGAGCUAAGGUUCUCACGAUGGCACCAGGCCUGACCCAGCUGGAGAUUGUCCCGUUCCGUGUGGCCGCCUACAACACACGCAAACGAGCCAUGGACUUCUUCGACCCUGAGAAGAAACAGGACUUUGAGUUCAUUUCCGGGACCAAGAUGCGCAAAAUGGCCAGAGAGGGAAUCAACCCACCAGACGGUUUCAUGGCGCCCAAAGCCUGGAAGAUCAUGGUGGAAUUUUACCAGUCAAUUGCCGCCAACAAGUAAUUGGCGUGGCCAAUAAUAUGCAAAAUUUGAUAGUGCAAAAAUUAUUUUCUACAGUUCUAUAUUAUUUUAUAAUUAUUGUUAAUUUAAAACAAUGUGGGUCUUUUGGCUUUCUUUUGUAAAGGUAAUAUGUUUUUUUAAAUUUUGUUUUUGUUUUGUCCACUCCCAAUGAGCAGUGUAUUUGGUACACUGACGACAGAAAUGGAUGAGUUUAAGAAGAAUUAAUUAAUGUUUUGGAAAGUUUUCAUAUUGGUCUUGUGCAAUAACAGACUAUGUCCCCUUGAAGUUAAAGUGGAUCAGUAGGGCUUUUGUUGUUGGGGGUUUUAGUUUGGGCAAAAUGGUAAAAAGAAAUAUCACCUUUCUUUAAAAACUUGUUUGAAUAGUCAAGAGUACUUAAGGUUUCUAAUAAGCUGCAGUUUCAUUUUGUUUCAAAUAGUAGUACCUUAUUAUAUCUAAGAUGUACUUCAACUAUGAAGAAGAUUAGUAGAACAGCCUCUUUAUCAUUUCAUUUUGCACCAAAUAGUCAAAGGCAUGCAAACCUCAUAUGACUCAUACGUUCACAUCAGUCUUUCGUAAGCAUAAAUGAGAGUUCAGAUAGCCCAAGGCAUGGGAACAGAUAGCCAACUUUACAUUAUUCAUAUGUAUACAUCAGUCUGUUUUAAAUGGGAGUUCAUUCCUUCUGUCUCAACAUUUUCAUCUGUUGAAUUAGUAGUAUUGAAUUCAUUCAUAGCCAAAAAGAGCAACACACUUGUGAAGUGUUCUGAAGUUUGCUAAUCAAGUUCAAAAUAGUUCAGCUGAUGUAGGUUGUGAUUUUUUUCAGCCAGUAAGCCGUAGUCACCUGCUGUCCGUUUUGGUAUGUUUCAUAAAAAGACAGUUUCUCAAAGCCUGACCUAGUAGAUGGGUGGACAUCUUACACUCUCUGCUGACCAGCGGCUAUCGAUUUAUCUCACAGACUGCAGGGGGCAAAUUUCUCUUUUUGUUUAAUGUUCUAGUUAUGUUCUUACCCAGGGUAAUGAUCCUUGAAAUUCAUUGUUCAUGGUCUACUGUUACUUGUUGUUAAGUCUUAUAUGGAAACCAGACAACCCAACUGAGUGAGUUUUCUUGGAAAUUGUGACUGUUUCUGAGUUUUCCAUACUUUGUUGUAAACACAAUGAAUGUGAUGUAUGUUCAUAUGAUUUUACAAAAUGGAAAUUUUAUUCUAAUUUACCCGACCACAUGCGUAAUUCACUUUUUUUAGUAUAAUUAUACUUGUUGAUCUUUCUGAGUGAGUCCUGUCACAUUUUCCCUCUAUGAGGAUGAUCUUGCAAUAACCAAUAACAGAAAUUCUGUUGUAAUGUUGGACCAUAUUUAUAUGCACUUUGGUUUAUCCUCUUGGUAGGAAAUAAUGGGCAUUUUGUCGACUUCACUUAAUGUAUUUGUGAUAUAUACUUAGGGAAAGGGGAGGGGGCUUUUUUCUUUUAUCAGUUUCAUUUUGGCUUCUCACCCACAAUGAUUUGGUUGAUCUGUUCUUUCGAUCAAAAGAGAAGUUUGUCUUCAGUCUUCUAUCAUGUUCCCAUUAUAUUCUGAGAGGUCUAGUUGAGGCUGUGAUAAAGAUAUAUCAGCCGAUGCCUUGAAGAGGAAAAGAAUUGGAAUGAAUUAUUUAGUGGAUCAGAAAAGAAAAAAAACUAAUUUUUGGUUUUUCUAAACCUCCACUUGGCAUUACGUAAAGAAAUACUUUGAAAUGGAGAAUAGACCCAUGCAUUUCUCUUGUUAGUAUACCUCUAAUGUCUUGUCAUUGACUGAGCUCUGUGUUAUUAAUUGCAAGGGGGGCUUUCUACAUGAGGGAGACACAAGUUUCUUGAGUUGUUGAUGAAGAUGAAUGCAAGUACAAAAUAUUGAAGGGCCCAAAGCUUACCAUGACCGAUCUCUGUACCUUACUGAAAUUAUUCAGAUGCUUUCACAAUGACUCUCCGAGAUGAUCUAUCGGUGCUUCUCUCUGUAUAUUCGUCUUCAUCUCUCUCUAAUUUUUUGUUUGUCUGACUUACUACCCUUUCUUAAAAACUUUAUUUUCAUUUCUCUCUGCCUUUUAUUCUCUCUCCCAAUCUGCUGUCUGUGUUGUUUUUUUCUUUUGGUUUGGAUAGAACCUGUCCUUAUACUGCUGAAGAGGUCUGUGAUAGAUUAUGAGAUUGUACUUCCACGUAGUCAGACACGUAGCAGCUAGGCCUGUGUCCAAGCUUUUCACGAUGUUUAUGACCCAUAAUCAAGAAUGGCGUUGUAGUUUAGCCAACGAUCAAAUAACAAAGAAUGUGAUUCAGUGGAGUUUUCCUAAACAUGUGUAGUAUUUCUUUCAAAGCACACAAUAGAGAAUGGAAGGUCAUUUAUAUUACGUGAACAUGAGCUUGCAGAAUUUGUAUCAAGUAUGCAAGACAAACCAGAACUUGAUACAAUGUCAUGCUCCAUGUUUCUAAUGAGAACGCUUUUCCUUUGGUGAAACUCCAAAGUGACUUGUGCUCAUUUUGAAGUCGGCCUAAUCAGUAAAUUCUGAGCUCUCUGAGAAUGUUAUAGCAGUGUCAGGCUAUAUAUUGUUGGCAGGACUACAAUGUCUCUUUAUUGACAGUUAUAACUCCUGAAAUUAUUGUCUUCAUUGGUCAUAAUUGUGAACAAAAUUGUCGUGAUUCACCAUAGCAACAAAUGAAAUUGUAUUUUUCGUGAUAGUGAUCAAAUUUAUCUUCAAUCACAAUAGUGACUUUUGAAACAGUCUUUAUUGGUCGUAAUAAUGACCAAAUUGUCAUGAUUCACCAUAGGGACAAAAUGAAAUUGUCUUUAUUCACCCCAGUAUUAGAAUUGAAGCUAUGCGAUGAGAUUAACAUAAAAGUCACUAUUGUUCACUUGAAUGUUUUUAUUUGUUCAUUAAUCAAGCUCUCAUGACCCCAUGAAAGUGCUGCUUGUUUUUUCGCCAAGGGAUCAAGCAUUGAAUCGAGCUGUAUCUUAACACAUGUUUCAAGGCAAGUUUGAUUUCACUGUUUGUAUGAAACAAAUACGUUGUGUGAUAAGCACAUGUGGAGGUGUGAGAAGAUGUUGUACACUGCUCAAUGUGGCACAGUGCACCUAUGUAUUCAUCCAUGUAUUUCAUAUUCGAGAGGGACUAUAAUUAAAUUGAAAACCUUGAUCAGAAUCAAU